AUUCCUCAGGUUUCUUUGCAUCUUUCACCUCCCUACUCACCCCACCUUUUCUCUCACUUUUGCCGCCAUCUUUGGCUUAAUCUAUUGCUCGUUUUCUCGUCUCCCUGACCCAGCAUUCCAAAGCUCCAUCGCUGGCCUGAGGCCUCCCAGCUAAAGCUUAUCGUCGGACAAAAUAAUAGCCUGAUGCUGCUUAUCGGCGGAAGCAGAUGCUUGCACUAACUGAACUGUACUUGAGCUACUGAGGCAGCACCAGAGCAGCUAAGCUAGCUCACUCCACACUUGAUAAGCUCCUUUCCUCUGUCUGUCUCCAAGUCUUGUGGCCGUGCAAGAUUGUGCCGGCGGCAUGGGUCUUGGGACAGUUCAUCAUUGUUUGGCCUCUCUUCUUGUCCUGCUUCUUCUCCGCUGCUGCCACGUGGGAGGCGUCGAGCAGAGAGAGCGGGCCGCCGUGGUGAGGCUGGAACGCGCGCGGGACAUGCCGGAGCGGGACGUGACCACGCCGCUCGCGACCGUCCCGCUGGUGAACCCGACGCCGAUGCCGGAGGCGACCGCGGCGCCGACGCUGGCGCACCCGACGGCCGCGGCCGGCGUCGGCGGUGGCGCGGGGAGCUGGUGCGUGGCGAGCCCGAGCGCGGGCGCGGCGGCGCUGCAGGUGGCGCUGGACUACGCGUGCGGGCAGGGCGCGGACUGCUCGCCGAUCCAGCCCGGCGGGAGCUGCGCCGACCCGGACACCGUCCGCGACCACGCCUCCUACGCCUUCAACUCCUACUACCAGAAGAACCCCGUCCAGACCAGCUGCGACUUUGCCGGCGCUGCCAUCCUCACCAGCACCGACCCCAGCACCACCACCUGCAAGUACCCGUCCACCAGCACCGGUGCUUCGGUGCUGAACACGACGAAUCCGUUGACCCCGGUGACCCCGACGUACGGAUCCCCUCCCGGCGGCUACUACAACUCCCCUCCUGGUCCUGGCGGCUACUACAACUCCCCUCCUCUAUACGGGUCCAUGUCGCCUCCGGACUACGGCGGCAGCAUCAGCGCCGCCACGGCGAUGAUGCCGGGCAGCAAGAGCACGACGGUCGCCUGCACAUCACUGACGUGCCUCCUCGUCGUCGCAACGGUGUCUCUCAACCUGUGCAAGUAGGAAGCCAUGUUUGGAGGGUUGUAAUUCGCGCGCAAGCUCACUCGGAGGCUCGAGUAGGCUGAAGAGGAUUCGGAUGAACAGGCACCAAAUGCAUCUAGAAAACAGAGGAGGCGCCAUGGCAAAAAAGCAGAGAUGGCCACCGGGCAGGCUGCUCGUAGUCAGACAGUGUUGCAAAUAUUUGUAGCUGUAGUCAGUGUGAGCGAGUUUUGGGCUUUUCGCGUAUGCUUCAGGUGGGAUGUUUGUACUAGCGUGACAUAUUUCUCCAUUCCUGCAUAAACCCAAGUUUCUUUGGCAUCGGGCAUUUGAUCAUGUUCAUGCUGGGAAUCAGCACAAAUUUAGGGCCUCUUUGAUUCAAAGGAUUUAAAUAAGAAAAAAGUCCAAAA
This is a messenger RNA of Hordeum vulgare subsp. vulgare (domesticated barley), 1524 nucleotides long. Its product is annotated as PLASMODESMATA CALLOSE-BINDING PROTEIN 3-like. The coding region runs from base 344 to 1141 and encodes 265 amino acids. Lineage: Eukaryota; Viridiplantae; Streptophyta; Magnoliopsida; Poales; Poaceae. The record is from RefSeq and is a predicted model, not a curated record. The transcript is spliced from 3 exons.